Aspergillus pseudonomiae is the source of this 1682-nucleotide messenger RNA. Its product is annotated as pyridoxal phosphate-dependent transferase. Gene Ontology annotation, molecular function: pyridoxal phosphate binding; transaminase activity. The coding region runs from base 327 to 1682 and encodes 451 amino acids. NCBI's taxonomy places the organism in Eukaryota, Fungi, Ascomycota, Eurotiomycetes, Eurotiales, Aspergillaceae. The transcript has 8 exons. The record is from RefSeq and is a predicted model, not a curated record. Gene Ontology annotation, biological process: amino acid metabolic process; biosynthetic process.
GCGAAAGCUUCGCCUUUAUUCUUCCGAGCUCUCGAAUACUCUCGCCUAUGUUAACAGUAUAUGACUUCGCCCCACUUGGCUUCCGGCUGAAAGCAUCUCACCUACCGAAUACAUGGUGGGACCCUUAGGAUAAACUGUACAGAAAGAUCUCGGAUAUGUCGUGGGAGGGCGCGCCAAGUCUGGAACACAUAUGGUCAACUCGGCCGUCUGGAGACCAUUGAAUUUGAUAACGCACCCUGAUCCACCUUUAGCUCCGAGUCUCCUAACAAAAGUAUUUAUGCGAACCUGUGGAUAGCGGGGUACUGGGUCACUUCAAAUUAGCCAGCAUGAGCGAAUUUCAUCGAGAGGAGCAUAUCGAUGCAGCCAUAUUACAGCAUCACUUGUCAAGGCGAGCCGCAGAGAAUUUCGAGUACCGAGAUGUCUGGGGUCCACGAGAAAAGUCCAUGGCCAAUCCCUGGUCACCAGAAAACCCCGACGGGACCAUCAUACUUCGCCUCGCGGAGAACAGCCUUCUGCAUGACGAGAUGGGGCAGUUGAUAAAGGAGCAGAUCACUGUCCUUCCCUUGAGUCACCUUACCUAUAGCACAGGCCCACGAGGAUCACGUCGUCUCCGGCGUGCCGCAGCUGCAUUCUUGAACGAAGAGUUUCACUCGCGCCAAACCAUUACGCAGGACAACAUCUUUAUCACACCUGGCUUGGCCAGUGCUAUUGACGCCUUGACCUGGGCCAUCUGUAAUGACGGGGAUGGCAUUCUCAUUCCCCAGCCAUAUUAUAACGGAUUCGAUUUUGACGUUUUGAACCGAAGCAAUGGUCGGGUGAUUGGGGUUAAGUACGAAGGCGUCGAGGGAUUCUCUGGCUUAGAUGAUUUGUUCCGUCCUGAUGUAAACAAGCGGGCUCUGGAAGUCGCUCUUCGUGAAGCUAAAAAGAACGGCAUAACCAUCCGCGCUCUUAUAAUCUCCAACCCACACAACCCUCUGGGACGAUGCUAUCCUCCCGAGACUCUUCUAGAAUUCGCCGCUUUCUGUGGUAGAAACAAACUGCAUUUCAUCUCCGAUGAGAUCUACGCAAAAUCAGUUUUUCCCAAUACUGCGAUGCCGAGCCCGACACCGUUCGUGUCUGCUCUCUCUCUUGACCUUCGCGAUGUCAUUGACCCAACCCUGAUGCACGUACUUUACGGGGCAAGCAAAGACUUUUGCGCGAACGGAUUGCGUCUCGGAGUCGUGUGUACCAUUAAUGAGGGGUUAAUUGGCGCAAUGUCUAGCAUUAGUAUGUUCUCUUGGUCACCCCAUGUCCUCCAGGACAGAAUUAUCAUAUCGCAACGUCCUUCUUCCGGGAGCGCGGGAUUAGCUACCACGAGAUGUGAGUUCCGUUGCGUGAAUGCUGGCCUCUUUAUCUGGGUCGAUCUACGGCAUCUGCUCAUACCCAAAUCGUUGCGGCAACAGACCGAUUAUAGCGAACUGAGAACCGCCUCUCCUGAGGCUAGCAUGUACAGACAACGUGAACAGAAGUUUGCAGAUAUAUGCGCUCAGAAUGGCCUUAUGAUUACCCCCGGUAGUGUAUAUGCGGCAGAGGAGUUUGGGUGGUUCCGGCUUACUUUUACGGUGGGGAAGAAUGCGUUAGAAGAAGGACUGAAGCGUCUUGAAAAGUCAUUGAGCACAGCUGAAACAGAUAUGCAGUUUUAA